AUGUACACAAGUGUUGGUUUUGUACCGUGUAAUGGACAACACAUUAGUUACCAGCACUCCAAUGGGUACCGUGUGAUUACUACUGAAUACCGAGAAAAUAAUAUAACCAACAAACGUAUGGAACGUAAGGAUUUGACAUUGAGUUUCCAUAACUUAAUCAAACGAGAUGAACAGCUUUACGGGUAUACGAGCUACACGAACUACGGGAUGGAUACUCCUACUCCAGCACCGUCUGCCUCGGGCGACUGCCUGGCCGGAUUCGGAUUUCCCACCAUGGAUUCCCUGAGUCCAGUGCUGGACUCGGACUUUGAUGAGAGCCUGGCUGUACCUGAGUCACUGUCCAUCAUAGAAGGGGACAAAGUCGAUAAUAAGGAGGAAAAUGGUGUUACUGCACCAAGACAAACGACAGUGCCAUUUAAAAAUAUCCACACCCCGCCGGUAAAGUUCAACUCAGUGCAUAGGAAAGUGUUCAUUCCGGGUGUUGAAAUAAAGGUCAGAUUCGUAGAAAACGAAAGAAGCGUCACAACACACUUGCUGAAUCCUAAUUUAUACACAAUCUACCUCCAACAUGGUGAAUUCAACUGGACGAUCAAGAAGCGUUAUAAGCACAUACUCUAUCUUCAUCAGCAGCUCACACUAUACAGAACCUCUUUGGACAUUCCCUUCCCCACCAAAACCCAUAAAACUAGAAGAGCCAGCUUCAAGAAUACUGUUGAUACGGAAGAAAAGGCUGAAAGGGUUGCCAUGCAGGCUGUGCCUAGAAGUAAUUCUAGGAGAGCUGUGAGGCCUAGGAAGAGGAAAGGAGCUCUGCCUAGAUUUCCAAAGAAACCCGAAGUAAUGGUGACAUACGAGGGCAUCCAGCUAAGAAUGAAGCAGCUUGAGGAGUAUCUAUACAACCUCCUAAACAUCUCGAUAUACAGGAACCACCAUGAAACGGUCAAAUUUCUAGAAGUAUCAAAUCUGUCGUUCAUAUCGGACUUAGGCGGUAAAGGCAAGGAGGGCAUGAUACUGAAACGCACCGGUUCGACUCAGCCAGGGCAAGCUGGGUGCAACUGCUUCGGUCUCCUCGGAAACAUGGUUUGUGUGAGGUGCAACUACUUCUGUACUGGUCUGCUGUGUGCCAAGUGGCAAGAACGAUGGUUCUUCGUGAAAGAUACAUUCUUCGGGUACAUUCGACCGAGGGAUGGCGUCGUGAAAGCUGUUAUGCUGUUUGAUCAAAUGUUUGAAGUAUCAAGCGGUAUGUACUCAACGGGAAUGAACCAUGGUCUUCAGAUCCUCAACCAGAGUCGACAGAUGGUGAUCAAAUGCUGGACCAAGAGAAAGAGUAAAGAAUGGAUGCAGCACCUCAAAACUGUUGCUAAUCAGACUGCUAGAGAUUUCACGUACCCAAAUCUCCACCAUUCCUUCGCCCCGCCCCGCGCAGCCACCCCAGUGGGUACCUUAGUGGACGGCUCCGCGUACCUCUCCGCUGUAGCCGAUGCCAUGGAACUGGCUAAAGAGGAGAUCUUUAUAGCAGACUGGUGGCUCAGUCCGGAGAUAUAUUUGAAGAGACCAGCACUCAAUGGCAGCUAUUGGAGGCUUGAUACUCUGUUAAAGAGGAAGGCGGCGCAAGGUGUAAAAAUAUUCAUAAUGCUGUACAAGGAAGUGGAGAUGGCACUCGGUAUCAACAGUUUCUACAGCAAAAGUAAAUUAGCUAGCGAAUAUAUUAAGGUAUUCCGUCACCCCGACCAUGCGAAAGCCGGCGUCUUGUUCUGGGCGCAUCACGAGAAGAUUGUAUGUGUCGACCAGACUGUCGCCUUUGUGGGUGGCAUCGAUCUCUGCUAUGGACGAUGGGACGACUAUAAACAUAGGUUAAUAGACCUCGGCAAUGAAGUUCAACCUAAAAGCCUAUUACGAAUGAAGAAACAGACAUCGUCCUCUCCAGGCGGUGGACCGUAUCUACCGUAUACCAAUGGACUGGAGGCUGCCCUCGAACUCGCUAAGAGCUCCAAGGAUCUAGUCAUCAGUUUAAACGAUGCGACAUUAAAAGAAGAAGACGAACAAACAGAAAAAGAAAACAACAACGAAGUUAAACCUGAACCUAGUACAACAGAGAAUCCAGAUAACUUGCCAGUCUUGGAGCCAGGAGACCAGCUCCUCAUCAGGAGUGCCAACGCUCAAAUAGACCCGAACAAACGAGAAAGCGCACUCGAUACUCCAGAAGUACAAAGAAGAAAUGUCUUAGACAAAAUAACUGACAGAGGAAAAAACAUUAUUAGUAUUCUUUACCCUCCGUACGAAGAAGAGAGAAAUGAGCAGAAGUUCGAUGAUUCUGAAAGAAAGAAGGCAGAGAAGUAUGCUUUGUCUACUGAUCAGAUUCUAUUGACUGAUGCGUUGGGGAUCAAACCAGUGGAAGUUAACAGUAGACAUGUUAGUCAGCCAACUCCGUUAGCGCAAGUGGUUGAAGGGAGAGUGAUUACAGACCAGACGAAAGAAGAAUUGGAACACAAAGAAGGAAACUCCAAGCUCUGGAUAGGAAAGGAUUAUACUAACUUCAUUGUUAAAGACUUUAAUAAUUUAGAUCUGCCUUUUGUAGACUUAGUAGACCGCAACACGACGCCUCGUAUGCCGUGGCACGACGUCGGCGUCGUACUGCAGGGCGCCGCCGCCAGGGACGUCGCCAGGCACUUCAUACAGCGGUGGAACGCUAUCAAACUGGAGAAGGCUAGACAAAACCCGAACUACCCGUACUUAUUACCGAAGGCGUACUCCGACAUCAAACCUCUACAAGAUCUGGAUAAAGUACUAGAAGUUGAUAUUAACACUGUCUCCUGUCAGGUACUCCGCAGCCUAUCAAGUUGGUCAGGUGGCUUCUUGGACCCCGACACAGUGGAACAGAGCAUACACGAAGCCUACGCCGACACUAUAACCAGGGCACAGCAUUACGUAUACAUUGAGAACCAGUUCUUCAUCACACAAUCACGCUCUAGCCAGGCUGUGAGGAAUCAGAUAGGCGAGGCGCUAUACAACCGAAUAAUGCGUGCGUUCCGCGCGAAGGAAACGUUCCGAGUGUUCGUAGUGAUGCCGCUACUGCCCGGCUUCGAGGGAGAGGUCGGCGCGCCCUCCGGGACCUCGCUGCACGCUGUCACUCAUUGGAACUACCAGAGCAUAUGCAGGAGCCGCGAAGCAAUAAUAACUCGUCUAUACGAGUCUGGCGUACCAGAUCCCUUCGAAUACAUUACGUUCCAUGGCUUACGAACUCACUCAGUACUGGGAGGGGAGCCGGUCACUGAGUUGGUGUACGUGCACUCGAAGUUACUCAUAGCUGAUGACAAAACGAUAAUUUGUGGCAGCGCCAAUAUUAAUGAUAGGUCUAUGAUUGGCAAGAGGGACUCGGAAAUCGCUGUGUUGUUGCAGGACGAGCAGUUCAUAGACGGUACAAUGAACGGUGAAGCCUACCCAUGCGGUAAAGUAGCUGGUGCACUACGUAAGCGACUGUUCAGGGAACAUCUAGGUCUUAUGGGGGAAGACCUAGACAAGUUAGGCAUAUCACUUGACGAUCCCAGCUGCCACGAGUUCUAUAGAAACUACUGGAAGGCUAUAUCUAAGAGGAACACUGAUAUCUAUGAAGAUGUAUUCCACACAAUACCAACAGACGCAGUACACACCUUCGCUGAACUAAAGAAAUACCAAGAAGAGAACGAAUGUCUUUGGAACAAGGACCCAGCUCUAGCUAACCGGAAAAUAGACCUUAUACAAGGAUAUUUAGUAGACAUGCCGUUGGAAUUCCUUUGCAACGAAACACUAACACCUAGGAACACUUCUAUGGAAGGUAUGUUGCCGACUGCACUUUGGACUUAA
This is a messenger RNA of Spodoptera littoralis (African cotton leafworm), 3840 nucleotides long. NCBI's taxonomy places the organism in Eukaryota, Metazoa, Arthropoda, Insecta, Lepidoptera, Noctuidae. The record is from the annotation of a GenBank genome assembly.